Punica granatum (pomegranate) is the source of this 1045-nucleotide messenger RNA. The record is from RefSeq and is a predicted model, not a curated record. NCBI's taxonomy places the organism in Eukaryota, Viridiplantae, Streptophyta, Magnoliopsida, Myrtales, Lythraceae.
AGACAGAGCGAGAGACAGAGUUGAGAGCGUGUGGGGUCGGCACACAGAAGUAGCCAACCACAUCCCAUUUUUCGCCAUUGAACAAAGGCUGAAGCUUUCCUCUCUCUCCUCUCUCGCAGAAUCUCUCUCUGCAGAUUCUCUCUCCUCUUGCUCUUCCCCACUCGAUAGCUUCAAUCGGCAGCUUCGCUCUGCGGCCUCGUACACGCAGAGCGCGAGGGAGAGUCGACCGCUCUGAGCCCUAGCCUCCGCUGAUUCGAUCUCCUUGCUGCAUCAGCUCUCAGGUGGUGGUGCAACAAUGUCAACUCCUGCGAGGAAGAGGCUGAUGAGGGAUUUUAAGAGGCUGCAGCAAGACCCUCCGGCGGGUAUCAGCGGUGCACCUCAGGAUAACAAUAUUAUGCUAUGGAAUGCUGUUAUAUUUGGACCUGAUGAUACUCCCUGGGAUGGAGGUACGUUCAAGUUGACUCUUCAAUUCACAGAAGAUUAUCCAAACAAACCACCAACAGUGAGAUUUGUUUCUCGCAUGUUCCACCCAAACAUUUAUGCGGAUGGAAGUAUAUGUUUGGACAUCUUACAGAACCAAUGGAGUCCGAUAUAUGAUGUUGCUGCCAUACUCACAUCUAUCCAGUCAUUGCUGUGCGACCCGAAUCCUAACUCUCCUGCGAAUUCAGAAGCGGCUAGAAUGUUCAGCGAGAACAAGCGAGAGUAUAACCGAAGAGUGAGGGAAAUCGUGGAGCAGAGCUGGACGGCAGACUGAUAGAAACCUUCAUAGAAGAUUCCACCUGAAGCUUUCCUUUCAUGGCGCUUUAAGGGACUCUCUUCUCCCUGAGAUCUGAGAACCUGUUUGGUUUUGUUUCUGGUGGAUUAUUGAAUCAUGCUGCAUUUCUCACCAUGAUUGCGUCAUUUUAUCUUCUUAUAAGUCUGCAUGUCUCUUUAAGGUUUUUGUAAAAUAGGUGGGACAGAAUAACUGCUUGCAAUGAGCUGGGCCCAGACAAUUGUUUUCUGCAUUAAGUAUAAAUGUCGUAGUUAUCGAGUGAUUUGGUUCAUA